Oryctolagus cuniculus (rabbit) is the source of this 1187-nucleotide messenger RNA. The record is from RefSeq and is a predicted model, not a curated record. Lineage: Eukaryota; Metazoa; Chordata; Mammalia; Lagomorpha; Leporidae.
AUGACGUGGAAAAUUUCCACCUUCUGCAAAUGGUGCCAGCCAGAGCGGCAGUUUCGGGAAGCACCAGCCAUCGGGCGCUCCAGCCCAGGUCUGCUCCGCACCCCCAGCCCACGCCCUCCUGCCGCCCCUCCGCCCCGGCUGCACCACGUUUCCUGUCAAAACAAACCCUCGCCGGAGGGGGAGGGGACGGCGGAGGCAGAGCCCAGCGCCUGGGAAACCACAGCAACAAACCCCAAACACCAGCUGCAGCCCGGCCCGCCCCGACCCCGGCCCAGUCCCGCUCCGGCCCGGCCGAGGGUGCGGGUGGGGGGAGGGGGAGGGGGAGGAGGUCCCAGUGCUGGAACCCAGGCGGUGGGCAGCCGCUCGCGGAGCGGUCGCUGGCACCGGCCCAGCCAGAAGCCAAACCGCGGCGAAGCGGUCCCCUGCGCGUCCGGGCCCCGACGCCCGCGGCCACCAGGGGCCGGCACCCCACUCUCGCGCGGGGCGGCGAUUCGAGCACAAGCCAUUGGGAUGACAGAAGCCUCCGUCUCAAUGCUUGCCGAAUAGCAACCACCACACAACUGGCAUCAUCGCCCUCAAAACCUCAUACUAGAAACAUCAGCCAAAAAUACCCUGCAAACGUCUGGUGACUCUGAGAGUGACAUGUUACAGCGUUGCUUUGCAGGAACAUAUUAAGUAUUGUUUUCUGCUACAGCGUAACCUGGAGCAGGUGAACAUGAGUCAGGGUAGUUGUCCAGCCUAGCUGGGUGAUCACAGCUUUGAAAGCUCAAGUAUGUGGCUCCCAAAGCCACAAGGAAACAAUUUUUGUCAAAGCAAGUGAGUCAAGCUUCAGCAUGUGGUGGGGGUGACAGCCUUGGGGGAGGUAACAUCAGAGACCUGAGCCAGGACCAAAAGAUGACUCUGCAAAUACGGUCUUCUGUUACUUUGAUGGUAAAUAACUCUGGAUCUCAGUGCCCUUUGGUGAAUUCCCUAACUGCUGUCCGCCUGGCUUGUGUAUGCUUUGAAAAAAAGCAGAGUGCUCCUUUACAAACAACACUUGUGUCUUAUUCAGAGCGCUCAGCAGUCAUCGAAUAAAAUCCUCCCUGGUCAGGUUGUGUUUAUGACUUUCUGGGAGGGAACAAUGUCUGUAAAGGCAACCUCUUUAGCAAGUAAAGUGAUUGGCAUUUUAUUUGAAAAAGAUGUCUUAC